Pantherophis guttatus is the source of this 2108-nucleotide messenger RNA. The record is from RefSeq and is a predicted model, not a curated record. Lineage: Eukaryota; Metazoa; Chordata; Lepidosauria; Squamata; Colubridae.
CAGCGCUGGAAGAGGCGGAGGCGGCGGCCGCUCAUGGCAGCGCUCGGCUCUCCCGCGGACAAAGGGAGCCGGCGGGCCGGGGGCUGAAGCGGCCGGAGGAGCCCCCGCGGAGGCGGGCAGCCACUGGGCCAAAACCAAAACAGGGCCGAUGACAUUCGGUCAAGAACCUGGGGAGUUGCCGUGAGAUGGAAAGAGAGAACUGGGAGAAAACCCCCAUCGAGAGAGUCCCCUUGUUUUCACAGAGGGCUUCUCUUCCUGUUAGCAAAUUAGGCUGCAGAAUUGCACACCUGGGUGAGGGACGCCCACCAUGAAGCUGAACGAAAGGAGCCUCUCCUUCUACGCCACCUGCGCCUCUCCGGCUGACCACGCCGGCUUCUUGCACAAGAAAGGCGAGCGGAACACGGCCUACCACCGGCGCUGGUUCGUGCUGAGGGGCAACAUGCUCUUUUACUUCGAGGAGCGGGAGAGCCGGGAGCCCGUGGGCGUCAUCAUUCUGGAGGGCUGCACGGUGGAGCUGUGCCAGGCCAGCGAGGAGUUUGCCUUCGCCAUCCGAUUCGACGGCCCCAAGUCCCGCACCUACGUGCUGGCGGCCGAGAGCCAGGCCGCCCUGGAGCGCUGGGUCAAGGCGCUCUCCAGAGCCAGCUUCGACUACCUGCGCCUGGUGGUGAGAGAGCUGGAGAAGCAGCUGGAGGAGAUGCAGGCGGCCAUCCCGGGCGCCCAGCCGGGGCUGAGACGGCGGUUGUUGUAUCGGAAAAACAAAACGGCUCCCAAUUUGGAACUGGCUGCCCUGCCACUGGAGAAACCGUCUCUGCCCGUUUGCAUCCCCGGGAAAGAGAACGGCUGUGCCUUAUGGAAUAACUCCGAAGCCUUGGCCAGCUUGUCUCCUGCCUGCAGAGAGAUAAACUCUUACAGCGGGGCCAAGAGCUACGAUGGGGGGCUCAAGCCACCACCGUUGCCCCCUCGGAGACGGUCCCUGCCGAGCAGCUCCGGUGGGACCGGCGGCCCAAGCUCGGACGGCCCCCUGUCUCCAAGCGCAGUGUGUUUUUCCCAGCUGCAUGGCUGGUACGGCCAGGAGAUUGUUGAGUUGCAGAAGGCCUGGCUGGAGGAUCAGAAGGAUAAGGACACCAGCCUUUGAACCUCCCCGGGGGUGGACAGGCACUUCCUGGAAAAACUGAACCCACACUUGGAAACCCACCAAGGUCCAUCUUGCAGAUGAGACUCCUGGAAACUUUGUCUCCAGUCUGCUGAUCGCACCCUUCCAUGAUUCAUGGAAAAGUCAUGGCCUGUGCCAGCUCACAUCUCCCCCCCCCACCUCCAAAAAUCCCCCUUCCUCAAACAUGCAAAACUUUCUAGUUCCUGGAGGCCUCCACCGUUAAGGGAUUGCGAUGAGAUGUUGGAAAAGACUUUCCUCUGGAAACACUCACAGCCCCAGCAGGCAAACGUAACGGAAGUGAGCUAGGAGCGUCUUUCGAUCUCUGGACGCACAGAGGGUUGUUUCAACGAAGCCUUUGGAGCAGGGAAGGAGGACUUCAUUUGCAGAAGCAUUGGAGGACCAUGGAAAUGGUUGGGCUUGGCUCGGUUACUUCUCCAGGAGGACAUGUGGUCCUUUGCGCCCAAUUCAGUUAAAGGAGAUUCUGGAGAUCUCCAGAAAAGACAUUGUGGGUGUGUCGUUGUUCAAGAUUCUCGUCAAUUAAAAUGGGGACAAGAUCAGGGGGGACCUUAAAACGCCCGUUCAGUCAUGAAGGCCAUUGGGGUGGGGGGGUGUCACCAUCUUGGAACCUAAAGUAUUUGGCAGGGUUGCUGGGAGGCUGGGAACCAGGCGAUGAGGUCCAUGUGUAUAACAGGCGGGGUGUAUUCUUACAAUCCAGAAACGAAAUGGGGAACUUGCAGCCUCCUCCUUCCACAGCUGCAGCACCAUCUCUUUGCCAAACCUUUGUAAGCAUUUUCUUACCUGGAACAGGAAUGUCUUCGGCCACCACCGUUUAUAACGGAGAGCUGCUUUCCCUGGAAAAUUGGCUUCAUUCGUUCUGCAGGACAGGAGUGGAUAAGAGCAGCUGUUAACGAGGCGGCCCAAAUCUUGAAUGCAAUAAACGGAGACAUCAGGCUGA